Molecule: messenger RNA, 3566 nt
Organism: Brassica rapa (field mustard)
Lineage: Eukaryota; Viridiplantae; Streptophyta; Magnoliopsida; Brassicales; Brassicaceae
Product: nardilysin-like
Biological process (GO): proteolysis
Cellular component (GO): cytosol
Molecular function (GO): metalloendopeptidase activity; metal ion binding
Source: RefSeq, a predicted model, not a curated record
UAAAGGCAUAUUCCCACGGAGCCAACAAAUGAUCUGAUUGCUUCUUUUGCGUCUCUCUCUCUCUCUCUCUCUCUCACAUAAGCAAGAUACUUUGCUGUGCACUCCACACUACGCUUUACUCACUGAUUUGGAGCCUUCUUCAUGCAGAAUCUCCACUAGAUUCUCUAACCGCUCGAGAUUCUUCUCCUCCACAACUCUGUCCUCUAUCUCCAUGAAAAUCUCUCCCAGUGCCAUCGUUGCCAACUCAACCACACAAUGUUAGGAUUUUUCAGAGAUAUCCGCACUCUAUCGCUCGUCGAUUCAUUGCCUCGAUUUGGAUUGUACAGUAAAGGUUCGAUUUCACAGGCGACAGCGAAGGAGAAGACUAAGCGUGGAAGAAGUACCAUCAUCAAUAAGAAGGCAAUAGCGGCGGAAUCGGAUUCAAAAGACCUAAGAAGGAGAUACUCUUGCAGCACAACUACUUCUUCACGAGUCGUUAUCUUCUCAGAGCGAGAACAAUGUCUGUUACGAAAGCCGUUUCGAGCUUGGACGAUGUGGUGGUGAAGUCACCCAACGAUCGGAGGUUAUACAGAGUGAUUGAAUUGGAGAACGGAUUGUCUGCUCUGCUUAUCCACGAUCCAGAUAUUUAUCUCGACGGCUCUGCGGCUGAUGGAAAGAAAACCGACGGUGAUCAAAUGGAUAAGGAUGAUGAGGACGGAGAAGAAGAGGAAGAUAGUGACGGGAGCUCUGAAGAUGAUGACGAUGAAGAAAUGGAAGGAGAUGAGGAUGAGGAUGAAGUGAAAGAGAAAGGGGAUCAUCAGACCAAAAAGGCAGCUGCAGCUAUGUGUGUUGCAAUGGGCAGCUUCUUGGAUCCUCCCGAGGCGCAAGGCCUGGCUCACUUUCUUGAACACAUGCUUUUUAUGGGUAGCACUGAGUUCCCCGAUGAGAAUGAAUAUGAUAGUUACUUGUCUAAGCAUGGAGGAUCCUCCAACGCAUACACCGAAAUGGAGCAUACGUGCUAUCACUUUGAAGUCAAGAGAGAAUUCCUUCAGGGUGCCUUAAAAAGGUUCUCUCAGUUUUUUGUUGCACCGCUGAUGAAGACUGAAGCUAUGGAACGAGAACUCCUUGCUGUUGAUUCAGAAUUUAACCAGGCCCUCCAAAAUGAUGCAUGUCGUCUGCAACAACUUCAGUGCCAUACGUCUACAAAGGGUCAUCCAUUAAAUAGAUUCGCAUGGGGUAACAAGAAGAGCUUGAGUGGUGCAAUGGAAAAUGGUGUUGAUCUACGGGAAUGCAUCGUGAAAUUGUACAAGGAAUAUUACCACGGUGGAUUGAUGAAACUCGUUGUCAUUGGAGGAGAACCUCUCGAUUUGCUUGAAAGUUGGGUUGCAGAACUAUUUGGCGAUGUCAAAAACGGAUCCAAAAUUAGGCCAACUCUGGUGGCAGAAGGUCCUAUUUGGGAAGGCGGUAAAUUAUAUCGCCUAGAAGCGGUCAGAGAUGUUCAUACUCUUAAUUUGACAUGGACUCUCCCUCCUCUUCGCCAUGCCUAUGUGAAGAAGCCGGAGGACUAUCUAGCACAUCUAUUAGGACACGAGGGUAGAGGAAGUCUUCAUUCAUUCCUUAAAGUUAAGGGCUUGAUAACCUCUCUGUCUGCUGGUGUUGGGGAUGAUGGAAUAAACCGCUCGUCUCUGGCCUAUGUUUUUGGAAUGUCCAUACAUCUCACUGACUCUGGUUUAGAGAAGAUUUAUGACAUCAUUGGCUACAUUUAUCAAUAUCUCAAGUUAUUGCGUGAUGCGUCACCACAAGAAUGGAUAUUCAAGGAACUCCAAGAUAUUGGGAACAUGGACUUUAGAUAUGCUGAGGAGCAGGCUGCAGAUGAUUAUGCUGCUGAGCUUUCAGGGAAUAUGCUUGCUUAUCCAGUAGAGCACGUUAUUUAUGGUGAUUAUGUAUACCAGACAUGGGAUCCAAAAAUGAUAGAAGAUCUCAUGGGUUUCUUCACACCAAAAAACAUGAGGAUUGAUGUUGUUUCGAAGUCAGUCAAGUCAGAAGAGUUCCAAACUGAGCCUUGGUUCGGUUCUCGUUACGUAGAAGAAGAUGUUCCAUUGACUUUGAUGGAAACAUGGAGCAAUCCUUCAGAAGUAGAUACUUCUUUGCAUCUUCCUUCAAAAAACCAGUUCAUCCCUUGUGAUUUUUCCAUCCGGGCUAUUAAUUCGGAUGCGGAUCCUAAAAGUCAGUCUCCCCCUAAAUGUUUAAUUGAUGAACCGUUAAUGAAGUUCUGGUACAAGCUUGACGAAACGUUUAAGGUUCCCCGAGCAAAUACGUACUUCCGCAUAAAUCUGAAGGGGGCAUAUGACAGUGUGAAGAACUGCCUUUUGACGGAACUAUUUAUCAACCUUCUGAAAGACGAGCUAAAUGAGAUUAUAUACCAGGCGAGUAUAGCAAAACUCGAAACUUCUUUAUCCAUGUAUGGUGAUAAACUAGAGCUUAAAGUGUAUGGCUUUAAUGAAAAAAUUCCAGCUCUCUUAUCAAAAAUCUUAGCCAUAGCCAAAUCCUUCAUGCCAAGCCUGGACCGAUUUAAGGUUAUCAAAGAAAACAUGGAGAGAGGGUUUAGAAAUAGUAAUAUGAAGCCGUUGAACCAUUCCACAUACUUGAGACUGCAACUCUUGUGUAAACGAAUCUAUGACAGCGACGAGAAGUUGUCUGUCCUAAAUGAUUUGUCUCUAGCUGAUCUCAACAGCUUUAUUUCUGUAGUCCGCUCUCAGAUAUAUAUUGAGGCUCUGUGUCAUGGUAAUUUGUCGGAAGACGAAACAGUGAACAUAUCAAACAUAUUCAAGAACAGUCUGACAGUUGAACCGCUCCCAGUCAAAUGUAGACAUGGAGAGCAGAUAAUGUGCUUCCCUCUGAAUGCCAAACUUGUAAGAGAUGUCACUGUGAAGAACAAAUCUGAAACAAACUCAGUAGUCGAGCUUUACUAUCAAAUCGAGCCUGAAGAAGCUCAGUCAACAAGAAUGAAAGCUAUGCUGGAUCUAUUUCAUGAAAUCAUAGGAGAGCCAUUGUUCAAUCAGUUGAGGACAAAGGAGCAGCUUGGCUAUGUUGUCGAGUGUGGCCCUCGCUUAACUUAUCGUGUCCAGGGUUUCUGUUUCUGUGUUCAAUCUUCCAAAUACGGUCCAAUACAUUUGCUCGAGAGAGUCGACAAUUUCAUAAAAGACAUCGAAGCUCUGCUGGAACAACUGGAUGAAGAUUCCUUUGAAGAUUAUAGAAGCGGUAUGAUUGCUAGAUUGCUAGAAAAGGACCCUUCUCUCUUGUCUGAGACAAAUGACUUAUGGAGUCAGAUUGUUGACAAAAGGUACAUGUUUGAUUUCUCCCACAAAGAGGCAGAAGAACUAAGGAGCAUAGAGAAGAAAGAUGUGAUUGAGUGGUACAAAACCUAUUUCAGAGAAUCAUCACGAAAAUGCCGUAGGCUUGCGGUUAGGGUGUGGGGAUGCAACACCGAUAUGAAAGAAACUCAGACAGAUCCCAAGUCGAUGCAGGUCAUUGCAGACGCUGUGGCUUUCAAGUCAACUUCUAAAUUUUACCCAAGCCUCUGUUAG